Molecule: messenger RNA, 1461 nt
Organism: Helianthus annuus (common sunflower)
Lineage: Eukaryota; Viridiplantae; Streptophyta; Magnoliopsida; Asterales; Asteraceae
Exons: 4
Coding region: 1-1461 (486 amino acids)
Molecular function (GO): acetylglucosaminyltransferase activity
Source: RefSeq, a predicted model, not a curated record
AUGAACCCACAACGGCAUAAUAAUUUAUCAACAAAAUUAACUCUAUGCAAGAUUUUAGCCGUUACAGCCUUUGUUAUAUACAUUAUCAUCGUGUAUCAUAAUUCUGAAUCUCACAUCUGCAAAUUACCAGUCGAUCGAACAUUGAAUAAAGCUGCUACCUUUAUAUCUUCACCUUCACCGUCGCCUUUGUCGUUGCCAUCGCCAUCACCGCCUCCUCCUACAUCAACAAAUGUUAGCCAGCUGGUAUUUUGUAUCUCAGGAUCGGUUAAGGCGUGGGGCAACCGUAGGUCGUAUAUCAGAGAAUGGUGGAGGCCGAAUAUCACGCGCGGGUAUAUCUUUUUUGAUAAAGAACCCACGGUGGAUAUUUUACCAUGGGCUUAUGAUAAUCUCCCUCCCUAUCGCGUGUCUGAGAACACCACAAAUCUUGAGGUGUACUCGAGACACGUGAAGCCUGACGUUAUCAGGAUCGUGAGGACAAUCCUGGAAACGUUUAGGGAGGGAGAUAUGGAUGUUAGAUGGUAUAUUAUUGGAGAUGAUGAUACCAUUUUUUUCUUGGAUAAUAUGGUGCAACUUUUAGGGAGGUAUGAUCACACCAAAUAUUUCUAUAUUGGUGGGAUAUCCGAAUGCAUUAAGUCGAAUUUCGACUUCUCGUUCGAGAUGGCGUUUGGUGGCGCAGGGUUCGCGCUAAGUUACCCGUUGGUGGAGGCUUUGGUCGCGAAUCUUGAUCAAUGCAUUGGGACUUACCCCUUUUAUUUUGUUAGCGAUCAGAUUUUGAGUGCUUGCAUUGCUGAUCUUGGUGUUUCUCUUACGUCUGAAAAGGGGUUUCAUCAGAUUGAUCUAGUGGAUGACAUUUCCGGAUUCUUAUCGGCUCACCCACACGCACCGUUGAUCUCCCUCCACCACCUCGACAUCGUCUCUCCAAUAUUCCCCACCAUGGACAAACAUAAGUCUCUUAGACAUCUCAUGACUGCAGCUAAAGUCGAUCAGACACGCCUUCUCCAACAAACCGUUUGCUACCACAAGCAAAAUUAUUGGACAUUUUCGAUAGCUUGGGGCUACUCGGCUUACAUUUAUGAGCAGUUGAUCCCUCGAAGCAUUCUUAGAAGACCUUUUGAGACGUUUACUCCAUGGAGCUUGAUACGAAAACCACCAGAUUAUAUGUUCAACACACGAUUAGUUACCAACAAUUCAUGUGAAACUCCCCAUAUUUUCUACUUCCAUUCCAUAACCAAAGUCAAUAGUAAUAACGAUAGUGAUAGUGAUAGUAAUAGUAAUAGCAACACUUGUUCUCCACAUAAUUCGGCGGAUCAUAUUUCAAAGAUUCAAGUUUACACUCCGGCAACAAAAUUAAACUUUGUUGAACAUAGAGGGGAAUGUUGUGAUGUAUUAAAUAUUGAUGACAAGAACACGGUAGAAAUCAGGAUAAGGGAUUGCAAGAAGACUGAGAUCAUAAUAGUUUAG